Messenger RNA from Eremothecium cymbalariae DBVPG#7215, 2967 nucleotides. It is a transcript of the gene DIS3, whose product is annotated as exosome catalytic subunit DIS3. Gene Ontology annotation, molecular function: 3'-5'-RNA exonuclease activity; endonuclease activity; RNA binding. The transcript has a single exon. NCBI's taxonomy places the organism in Eukaryota, Fungi, Ascomycota, Saccharomycetes, Saccharomycetales, Saccharomycetaceae. Gene Ontology annotation, cellular component: nuclear exosome (RNase complex); cytoplasmic exosome (RNase complex). Bases 1 to 2967 code for a protein of 988 amino acids. Gene Ontology annotation, biological process: rRNA catabolic process. The record is from RefSeq and is a predicted model, not a curated record.
AUGACAAUUAUUAAAAAGAGACUUUCGGAAGGGCUUACCGUCACACAGAAAGUAUUUGUCAGAUCACGUAAUGGAGGUGCUACGAAGGUUGUGCGUGAACACUAUUUGAGAAAUGAUAUUCCAUGUUUAUCAAGAGCAUGUGAUGAAUGCAAUGAGAUUGUUGUACCAGAUGCAGUGAAUGAAUUGCCUCGAUUUGUUCUGUCGGAAACACCGUUGUCUUUGAAAGGGGUUGGGAAACAUUAUGUGGUGGUGGAUACCAAUGUAGCACUGCAGGCAAUUGAUUUGUUGGAGAACCCAAAGUGCUUUUUUGAUGUGAUUGUGCCUCAGAUUGUUUUAGAGGAAGUGCGAAACAAGUCUUAUCCUGUGUAUACUCGAUUGAGAACUUUGUGUCGGGACAGUGAUGAUGUCAAGAGGUUUAUUGUGUUCCACAAUGAGUUCAAUGAGGCUACCUUUGUUGAUCGCCAGAAGGAUGAGUCGAUCAACGACCGAAAUGAUAGAGCGAUUAGGAAGACUGUUGCAUGGUAUAGUGAGCAUUUAAAGGAACAUGGGAUAACCGUGAUUCUUGUGACGAAUGAUCGCCUCAAUCGUGAGGUGGCGUUGAAAGAGGGGCUGGUAGCCAAAUCGUUACCAGGAUAUGUUGAUUUGCUUCCUAACUGUGAUGAACUCAAAGAUUCAAUUCCUAACAUGGACUCCUCUGUGAAUAUUGAUGAAGAUCAGGAGGCUAGGUCAGAAUUUAAUUUCCCCGAAUAUUAUACAACAUCAAGAAUUAUGGGUGGUUUGAAAAAUGGAUCUCUGUACCAAGGUGUGAUUCAGAUCUCUGAAUAUAAUUUCCUAGAGGGCUCUAUUUCGUUGCCAAACUUUUCGAAACCUGUCUUAGUCGUGGGCCAAAAAAACUUGAAUAGAGCUUUUAAUGGAGACCUAGUUGUUGUUGAGUUGCUUGCUAAAAGUGAGUGGAAGGCACCAUCGAGUGUUACCUUGGAUUCUGAACAUUACAAUGUUAAUGAAAACCCAGAUGAUGAUUCAGGAGGUGGAGCGCAGGAUUCUAGUUCUGUUAUAAUCUCAGACAAGCAGCGUAGAUUGCUUAUUCAGGACGCAAUUCAAGCACAGAAGACGAAAAAGAUUCAACCGACAGCCAGGAUUGUAGCUAUCACCAGGAGAUCUUGGAGACCAUAUGUUGGCCAAAUUGCUUCCAGCUCUGUAGAUCUGCAAAACGGCCGUACACAAAAUGUUUUUGUUAUCUUAAUGGAUAAAUGUUUACCAAAGAUUAGGAUACGUACGAGACGCGCGAAAGAAUUGUUGAAUAAAAGAAUAGUAGUUUCUCUAGACAGCUGGCCAGCAACCUACAGAUAUCCACUGGGCCAUUUUGUUAGAGAGCUGGGAGAGAUAGAAUCUGCUCAGGCAGAAACUGAAUCGUUGUUACUUGAGCAUGAUGUGGAAUAUAGACCUUUUUCUAAGAAGGUCUUAGAGUGUUUGCCCUCUGAAGGCCAUGAUUGGAAAGCUCCCGUUGAUUUGCAAGAUGCUGAUGCUAUUGCUAAAGAUCCAUUGUUGGCCAAGAGGCGUGAUAUGAGGGACAAGUUAAUAUGCUCUAUCGAUCCUCCAGGAUGUGUUGACAUUGAUGACGCCCUACAUGCGAAAAAGCUCAUCAAUGGGAACUGGGAGGUUGGUGUGCAUAUUGCAGAUGUCACCCACUUUGUAAAGCCAAACACGGCUUUAGAUGCGGAGGGUGCUUCAAGGGCUACUUCCGUUUAUUUAGUCGAUAAACGUAUCGAUAUGCUGCCAAUGUUGCUAGGUACUGACCUAUGUUCCCUAAAAGCGUCCGUUGACAGGUUUGCAUUUUCUGUCAUUUGGGAACUGGAUAAUGAUGCUAAUAUAGUUAGUGUUGAGUUCACUAAAUCGGUUAUUAGAUCCAGAGAGGCAUUUUCGUAUGAACAAGCACAGCUUCGAAUUGAUGAUCCUAACCAGAAUGAUGAGUUGACGUUGGGUAUGCGAGCUCUGUUGCAAUUGUCUAAGAAACUAAAGCAAAAGAGGCUCGAUGCCGGUGCGUUAAAUUUGGCUUCACCUGAAGUCAAAGUACAUAUGGAUAGCGAAACAUCUGACCCUAGUGAAGUUGAAAUCAAGAAGUUACUGUCUACCAAUUCUUUAGUUGAAGAAUUUAUGUUGUUAGCUAACAUCUCAGUGGCUAGAAAAAUCUACGAUUCUUUCCCACAAACUGCGAUGUUAAGAAGGCAUGCUGCCCCACCUUCAACUAAUUUUGAAAGUUUGAAUGAAAUGCUGCAAGUAAGGAAAAACAUGUCGAUCUCAUUAGAAUCGUCCAAGGCAUUGGCGGACUCUUUGGACCGCUGUGUGGACUCUGAUGACGUAUAUUUUAAUACUUUAGUUCGUAUUAUGUCUACUAGGUGCAUGAUGGCAGCCCAGUAUUUUUAUUCAGGUGCCUAUUCUUAUUCUGACUUUCGUCAUUAUGGUUUGGCUGUUGAUAUCUACACUCAUUUCACUUCUCCGAUUAGACGUUAUUGUGACAUUAUUGCUCAUAGACAGUUAGCUGCGGCAAUUGGUUAUGAAUCUUUGGACUUAUCACACAGAGAUAAGCAAAAAAUGGAGAUUAUCUGCAGAAACAUUAAUAAGAGGCAUAGAAAUGCCCAAUUUGCAGGCCGGGCAAGUAUAGAGUACCAUGUUGGACAAGUGAUGAGAAAUAAUGAGUCUAUAGAAACUGGAUAUGUUAUCAAGGUCUUCAACAAUGGUAUUGCCGUGUUAGUUCCAAAGUUUGGAGUUGAAGGAUUGAUUUUAGCUGAAAACUUAACCACUGACUUUCAGACUCUUGAUUUCGUUGAAGAAGAAUUCAAGCUAUCUUUCCGAGACAAGUCAGGCUCUUCGAGGGAGAUACGUGUAUUUGAUAAGAUUAAAAUACAUGUGAAAUCGAUUCUUGAUCCUAUUACUAAUAAGCGUAAAGCCCAGCUGCUAUUGAAAUAG